UACCAAAGUAGCAGACGGACGAAGUAAAGAGCGAAAAAAUCGAUUGAUUUUUAUCCUUAAUCCCGGAGCGAAGAACGGUUAGCAGUGAAUCCUUUCUGGCCAACUACUCAAGGUAUUGUGUUAUGAUUCCAGUUGGAGGGUGAAAAAUUGCACAAAGAUCACGUAAUCGGGCCCAGGACCGGAUUGAAAAGUCGUCAAAAGCGCUAUUCUGUCCGAUUUGUGUCGGGCUUAGCAGCAAUUCGCAAGUGUGGAAGUGAAAUUUUUUAGGGCGUCAAAAGAAGUGAUUAUCAUCAUCAUACGUCGUCGUGGAGUUGUCGUUUUGCCUCUUUUCACCGCGUACAUUGAUUCAUUCAUUCAUAUUGUCAUCUCCGGAGGCCACCACGGACAGCACGGGAAAAAGUUGUAGAACAUUGCUAAGAGAAGUGCCCGUCUUUUUCCUUCUCCGUGCUCUGCACUGUGGAUAUUCCCACUAGCAGCAAGGCAGUAGAUUACGGAGGCGCUGCUGCAGCUGGUAUGAUUAGCUGAACUAAAGUAGGCAAAAGUGAAUACAACAUCGAUCGGAAGUGCGUCUGUGAGUUGAUUAGUUGCCUAUUACUACAGGAAGCAUUCGAGCCGAUAAAAAAAAAUUGCGGAAACAAGGAGAUAAACAAUAGUAAUCGACCGGAGGACCGUGUUAUUCUAGCAUGGCACCUGUUCGGGGAGAUGGAAUGCGCGGCUUGGCCGUGUUCAUAUCCGACAUACGUAAUUGUAAAAGCAAAGAAGCUGAAAUCAAGCGAAUCAACAAGGAGCUCGCCAACAUUCGGAGCAAGUUCAAAGGUGAUAAAACGUUGGACGGUUAUCAGAAGAAGAAGUACGUGUGCAAGUUGCUGUUCAUCUUCCUGCUUGGUCAUGAUAUCGACUUCGGUCAGAUGGAGGCUGUAAAUUUACUGUCCUCGAACAAGUACUCCGAGAAGCAAAUUGGCUAUCUGUUCAUUUCGGUGUUAGUCAACACCAACAGUGACCUGAUCAAGCUCAUUAUCCAGAGCAUCAAGAACGACUUGCAAUCACGUAAUCCUAUCCAUGUGAAUCUGGCACUGCAGUGCAUUGCCAACAUUGGCAGCCGGGACAUGGCCGAAGCAUUCUCAACCGAAAUACCCAAGCUGCUCGUUUCGGGCGACACGAUGGAUGUGGUAAAGCAAUCGGCUGCUUUGUGUCUAUUGCGUUUAUAUCGUACUUGUCCGGAUAUCAUCCCUGGAGGCGAAUGGACCAGCAGGAUCAUUCAUCUUUUAAACGAUCAGCACAUGGGCGUAGUGACGGCGGCUACCAGCUUGAUUGAUGCGCUGGUCAAGAAAAAUCCCGAUGAAUAUAAAGGAUGCGUCAGUUUGGCCGUCUCGAGAUUGUCUCGCAUCGUAACCGCUUCCUAUACGGAUUUGCAAGACUAUACGUACUAUUUCGUACCGGCACCGUGGCUAUCUGUUAAAUUGUUGCGAUUAUUGCAAAACUACAAUCCACCCACUGAAGAUCCUGGCGUACGGGGACGACUUAACGAGUGUUUGGAGACGAUUCUGAACAAAGCCCAAGAACCACCGAAGAGCAAAAAAGUUCAACAUUCCAAUGCCAAGAAUGCGGUUCUCUUUGAAGCAAUCAACUUGAUUAUUCACAACGAUAGUGAAGCAAAUUUGUUGGUUCGAGCUUGCAAUCAACUAGGACAGUUCCUCAGCAAUCGUGAGACAAAUUUACGUUACUUAGCUCUGGAAUCGAUGUGCCAUUUGGCCACUUCUGAAUUUUCCCACGAAGCCGUUAAGAAACACCAGGAAGUGGUUAUUCUUUCAAUGAAAAUGGAGAAGGAUGUCUCGGUGCGUCAGCAAGCAGUAGAUCUUCUAUACGCCAUGUGCGAUCGUACCAAUGCUGAAGAAAUUGUACAGGAAAUGUUGAACUAUCUUGAAACGGCCGAUUAUUCGAUUCGUGAAGAAAUGGUUUUGAAGGUAGCCAUCUUGGCAGAAAAAUAUGCUACGGAUUUCACUUGGUACGUGGAUGUUAUUCUGAAUCUGAUUCGAAUCGCCGGUGAUUACGUUUCCGAAGAAGUCUGGUACCGAGUGAUUCAGAUAGUUAUCAAUCGAGAGGAAGUUCAAGGCUAUGCGGCGAAAACUGUCUUCGAGGCUUUGCAAGCACCAGCCUGUCACGAAAAUAUGGUCAAAGUCGGUGGUUACAUUCUCGGAGAAUUCGGAAACUUGAUAGCUGGUGAUUCACGUUCUGCCCCAAUGGUACAAUUCAAAUUGUUACACUCGAAAUAUCAUCUCUGCUCAUCUAUGACCCGCGCUCUAUUGCUGUCGACGUAUAUAAAAUUCAUCAAUCUAUUCCCUGAGAUUCGUUCCACUAUUCAGGAUGUAUUCCGGCAGCACAGUAAUCUGCGUUCGGCCGAUGCCGAGCUACAGCAACGAGCGAGUGAAUAUCUUCAGCUGAGCAUUGUCGCAUCGACAGACGUAUUGGCUACGGUUCUCGAGGAAAUGCCAUCCUUUCCGGAGCGAGAAAGUUCUAUUUUAGCAGUGCUGAAGAAAAAGAAACCUGGUCGGGUCCCGGAGAAUGCCGAAAUACGUGACAAGAGUCCAGUACCGAAUUCCCACAAUGCUCACGCUGCUCAAACAAAUCACAUUGCAGGUGUAAACUCCAAUGCAAGCUCCGAUCUACUCGGAUUAAGCACACCGCCGGCAACGCAGUCUCAAACUGGAACACUGAUUGACGUCCUUGGAGAUAUUUACAGCACCACGAACGGUACUGGCAAUGUGAUUAACAACGCCAAAAAAUUUGUCUUCAAAAACAAUGGUGUUUUGUUCGAAAACGAUCUCCUACAGAUCGGUGUCAAGAGCGAAUUCCGCCAAAAUCUCGGACGCCUUGGUCUGUACUAUGGCAACAAAACUCAAACGGCGUUGCAAAACUUUGUUCCGACUUUGCAAUGGUCGCCGGAAGACGCUCUGAAACUGAACGUUCAGAUCAAAGCCGUGGAACCAACGUUGGAAGCCGGAGCACAAAUCCAACAGCUUCUGACGGCCGAAUGUGUCGACAACUACAGCGAAGCACCGUCCAUUGUAAUUAGUUUCCGGGUGAACGGUGGAGCGACACAAAAAAUCAUUGUUCUGCUACCGUUGACCGUUAAUAAGUUCUUCGAGCCAACCGAAAUGAACGCCGAGUCUUUCUUUGCACGGUGGAAAAACCUCGGAGGUGAGCAACAACGAGCGCAACGCGUCUUCAAGGCACAGCAACCUCUAGAUCUGCCCGGUGCUCGGAAUAAGUUGAUCGGAUUUGGCAUGCAGCUGCUGGAAGGAGUCGACCCAAAUCCGGAUAACAUGGUUUGCGCGGGAAUCAUUCAUACUCAAGCUCACAAGGUGGGCUGUCUGCUUCGUCUUGAACCAAACAAGCAAGCACAGAUGUUCCGCCUGACAAUUCGCUCCAGUUUAGAGAAUGUCACGCAGGAAAUGUGUAAUCUACUGGUAGACCAAUUUUAAGCGUGGAACGGCAGGCUAGUUUUUUUUCCUUUCGUUAUAAAUGAUGCUGGUGUGUAGUAAUGUUGAUUAAUAUUAGUAGGAAACUGUAGUGUUUUCGUUCUUCGCCUAUAGAAGAAGUCAUGCAAACAUACAACACAUACUGCGGCAAAAGUAAUGCAUAUAAUAACAGUAAUAUUGAUAUGGAAAUAUUGUAUCACCAGAGAUGAAACAAGAUUUUGCGAACGAUUGCGGAGUGGAAUAAUAACUAUAGCAGCAUUUGAAUUGUGGGGCGAGUAUGUGUGCAAAUUAAAGCAGAAGAUCAUUAAUAAGCAACAUAUGGUGAUGUUGGUAUGUUGAAUCGUAGAAUAAAAGCUGUUGUAAUGUUGCUAGCAGAUCGCAAAACUGUUCAAGGCAGUGAAGGAUAAGUGAGGAAGCGAGGAAAGGCGGCUCCAGACUGUCGCGAGAGGAAAUCGAAAGCAAACCAUUUUGCUGUGAAUGUGUGACACGAUUUAUCAUGUUCUUCUCUCACUCUGGUCUUCUGCUUCCCACAAUGUAUCAAAGAUUAGGCUGAGGACAAAACAAAAAUUAAAUCCUAAAUGUAACGAUUAUGAUUCCGGAUAUGUAUUUGUUGAAAUUGAUUAGAGCAAAAGUAUUUUGGACUUCUAACGACAAGUAGUUGAUUUAGUUUUACACUAACUAAAAAUUGCAACUUAUAAAUCUCAUUUAUUGCUUAGACAUAUUACGAAACGCAGACAUUAGGGGAUAAAGAACACAAUUUGAGGACAAUUAGACUAAUAGUAGUUACGAGUAGGUAUUGUGAAAUUGAGACAAGGAUCAAGAUAUUUGCAGAAUGUUGAAACACGUAAAUAGAUUUCAUCGUGAAUCAAGGCUGACAUUGCAGUAAAUAAAUAAAAUCAUCAUCACACACGCACGUUAUCCAUGUCUUGUUUACGCGUUUCUUAUUGUUCUGAAUUUUAAUACCAGCAUUGCACAAAGCAUUAUCAUCAUCGGUGCAAUAAAAUAAGUUUUUUAACUGUGCGAGGCAGACUGCAUUCAGGACUAAAAUCGCAUAGGUCUUUUAUUCCACCCUUUGUAGCCAUUUUAUUGACCAAUUCGUACCUAAGCCGUUGUACUGCUUGUCAUUUAAAUGGCAUCCGCUUGCGUUUUUCGGUGUUCUAUUCCUUCUUUUUAUAACUCAUAUAUGCAUAUAUCGUUAUUAAUAUAUUACGUUAUACUGUUUGUAUAUCAUGGAAAGUUGUCCCAUAUACAUAUUGUGCGGAAAAAUGAACAAGAUAAACAAAAAGUAAAGGAACCAGGAACAUAAGCUGAGAAACUAAUGUGUAGUGUAUGUAAACUAUUGGCUGACGUAGUUCUUUUUUCUUUACUUUCGCUGAACUGAGCUAGAACAAAACAUCAUUGACUGUCACCCGAUAUUCGUACGGAGGAAUGAAAGUUACAAAAUAAUUAAAAAAAAAAUACAAAACACGCUAGAUAACGAUUUGUCCCCCAGUCCUUCCUCGAUAUGAUGUAAUAGCAUCUGGCAAAAUUCACUUUUCAUCCAUUAUUCUCUAAUGUUUAAUUAUUAACAAAAAUACAGAAUACGAAGGACAAAACAGAAAUACUAUACUACUCGCCCUCACUGCGCGAGGGCAAAAAAAAAAACGGAAGUAGAUCGUUUAUGGAUCGGAACAACACACAAGAAUAUUAGCAGCGCGAAUGGAAAAUAAAUACACUAAAACUAUAUUUAAAACCAUAAUAAGAUAAAACAAGAGGAAAAAUAUACAAAGGUUAUUGAAGAUUA
This is a messenger RNA of Ochlerotatus camptorhynchus, 5262 nucleotides long. RefSeq names its product adaptor protein complex 2, subunit alpha (gene AP-2alpha). The coding region runs from base 684 to 3482 and encodes 932 amino acids. NCBI's taxonomy places the organism in Eukaryota, Metazoa, Arthropoda, Insecta, Diptera, Culicidae. Gene Ontology annotation, molecular function: clathrin-cargo adaptor activity. Gene Ontology annotation, cellular component: AP-2 adaptor complex; membrane coat. Gene Ontology annotation, biological process: intracellular protein transport; clathrin-dependent endocytosis. The record is from RefSeq and is a predicted model, not a curated record. The transcript has 8 exons.